Molecule: messenger RNA, 1034 nt
Organism: Puccinia graminis f. sp. tritici CRL 75-36-700-3
Lineage: Eukaryota; Fungi; Basidiomycota; Pucciniomycetes; Pucciniales; Pucciniaceae
Exons: 5
Coding region: 1-984 (327 amino acids)
Biological process (GO): intracellular manganese ion homeostasis
Cellular component (GO): fungal-type vacuole membrane
Molecular function (GO): iron ion transmembrane transporter activity; manganese ion transmembrane transporter activity
Source: RefSeq, a predicted model, not a curated record
AUGGGUGCCUUGAAGGAACCAAUCCCGACCAUGGAAGUAGAUGGCUACAGCCAACACACAUGUACUGAACGACUGUGUUGUCAAGAACCGGGCUCAGAUGAGGAAAGAACAUUGAUUGAUAUCGACGUGGUUCGAAACAUAAUUAUUGGACUGAGUGAUGGUUUAACGGUACCCUUUGGCCUUACUGCGGGACUAUCAUCUUUGGGCUCCUCAAGGCUUGUCGUUGUCGCUGGAAUGGCAGAGCUGAUUUCCGGGGCAAUCUCGAUGGGAGUCGGAGGAUAUCUUGCCUCUGAAGCGGACCGGGAUCAAUUCAGAUAUCGACAAAGAGUGAUUCGAAAGAGAGUCGCAAACUCUUGCUCAAACGCGAUGGAUGGACGGGUCCAAGAGCUUUUGCAACCCUUUGGUAUCAGUCAAGGUCUCUGCGGUAUGGUCAGCAAUGACUUGUUAAAAUUCGAAUAUCUGAGAACCACCUCCUCUCAUCAAGCAAAGCUAUCAUCAAGCUGGCAGAAGAGCGCACUCGGUUCUCUGAUCAUGACUAUCUUUUCUAAAAAGACGCCUGAUUAUGACUCAAUCUCUCAAGAAAAAUCUUCGGAUGAGGAAACCGUCCAACUCACGGGAUUCGAAUCAGAAUCUUUAGGUCUAGGUAUGACUGAGUUCCUCCUCAAGUUUGGUGAAGGCGUAGAAGAAGUUUCAACAUUUCAGAUGUACCUCUCCGCAUUUACUAUCGGGUUUUCUUACUUCAUUGGUGGUCUAAUUCCUAUGGCGCCCUACUUCUUCAUCGAGAAAGCAAACACCGCCCUAUUCUGGAGCAUCGGUGUGAUGGUUUUAACUUUGUUGGUCUUUGGAUCGCUGAAGGCUUACUUCACCGGUGCCAGGAUCGGCUUCAUAGGAUAUCUGAAAGGAAGUUUAUCCACGAUUGUCGUGGGUGGCGGAGCGGCGGCUGCCAGCUAUUGGGUUGUGAAACUACUGGACGUCAAGGAUUAAACAGGGGAUCAUGAAUGAUACCCCACUUCAGAUUUUGAUCCGAAAUGGGG